Messenger RNA from Saprolegnia parasitica CBS 223.65, 2213 nucleotides. RefSeq lists its product as hypothetical. The record is from RefSeq and is a predicted model, not a curated record. The transcript is spliced from 14 exons. Lineage: Eukaryota; Oomycota; Saprolegniomycetes; Saprolegniales; Saprolegniaceae. Gene Ontology annotation, molecular function: protein binding; calcium ion binding. The coding region runs from base 36 to 1763 and encodes 575 amino acids.
CUCCAUCGCUCGAACGGCAACGGCAAGAUCGCCUCAUGACGACCAAGUGGGAAGAGGUCGCGGACGAGACGGGCCGGAGCUACUACGUCAACCGGGUCACGGGCGAGACGCAGUGGGAGGCGCCGCUGCCGCACGAGCUGCUCGCGACCACCGACGACGACGUCCUUGUCGACGCGGCCUUGCUGGCGCGGGCGCUAGCCAUCCGCCAGCGACUGGUGGCGGCCGCGCCGCUGCAGGCGCCAACGCACUGGAUUCGCAUGUUUGACCCGACGCGACGCGAGGCGUACUACUUUGACUGCGUGCUUGGGCGACUGCAAUCGGCGGCGCCGGAGAUUGUCGUCGUCGACGAUGCGCUCGCGACGUGGUGGCUCACGCUGCAGUGCGCACUGCGAUCGGCGCUCGCCCGCCGGCGAGUGGCCUACAAGCGGCUGCAGCGGCUGUACCCGAUUCUGCCUCGCCCGUCAGCGCUGUUGUCUCUGGCUUUGGAGUCCGAGGGCCAUCGCGAGGCCGACGAGCGACGCGGGCUCUUGCACGCGGAGAAGGCGCAGUGCUCGCAGAGCGACCGGUUCUGGGGCCUCGAUCAACGCGUCGUCGAGAUUCGCCGACAGCUCUUGGAAGAGAGCAUGCUGCGUGAGGCCGAAGAGAUGCGUCGCAAGCUCAACGAAAAUGCGCGGCGACGUGAAGACAGCUUGCGCAAGGCGGCCGAGGAGCAGGAGCGGAAGCGCCGGUCGGAAGACAGCCUGAUUGAGACCCACGAGCGCCAAGGCAUGCAGCUUCAAGAACUACUGCAGUGCAAAGUGGACACGUUCUGGGGCGUCCAAAAGCAAGAAAACGACGAGCGAUGCUGUCAGGAACAAAUGCUGCUCGAAGAUGCCUUGUCCGCACGCUAUGCCCGCGACCUCUUGGAAGCCCAGUUGCACGCUCGAUGGGCGGUGGACGCGGCGCGGUCGCUGGAGCUCGAAAAACGACAGCGGCUCGGCGAAGAAAUCAAAUUUCAAAAACAGUACCUCAAGCUCUUUCGACGGGCCAAAACGUCGGAGGACGUGAUCCGGUACCGCUGGCCGACGCUGCAGGUCGUGGAGCUCGCGACCAAGCCCAAGGCGGGUGUCGCAGAGGACGCUGUGGCGUACAACCUCGAUGUGGUCCUCGACCCGGCGACCCCCAAGCACACCUUUCACUCGGCGAGCGGGAGUCACACGGUGGGGCGGAAAGGCAAGCUGGAAAUUUCGCACCCACCGCCUUACUUUCGCGUGGACCAGCCGAGCGCGCAUCCUAAAAAGCCGCUCAACCCGAACCAGCCCGCCUCGGCCAACGGCUUACCCUUUCGUGUACCAACGAAUGCCGGUGUCGACGCCGUCUUGAGUCGCCCCCUUGACAAGCGCUCAAGCGUUCUGCUUCCAUCCAUGGUGGCCGCACCGAGCAGCAACCAGCAGCCCGAGCCGACAGACGCGCCGCAAGCCGUCGACGAUGGCGCCGAUGUCGCGUCGAUCACAGAAGCGUUUGGUCCGGAAGAAGCGGUACUGCAACAAAUAUUCGAGCUCAUCGACACGGACCAUGGCGGCACGAUCGACAAGGAUGAAAUGAUGUGGGCGCUGACGCGAGACGCGGUGGUCCGCAAACGCGCCAUGACCUCGGUCGUGUUUCGCGACGUCCUCAAGAAACGCAACCUCGAAGCGCUCUUCGAGGAGAUGGACACGUCCAAGACGGGCGCGGUGCCAUGGCACGUGUUUCGCGCCUUCUGCGAGAAGAUUUUUUGGCGCUGAAGCUCGACGCGGCGCGCAAGCUGCGACUGCAAGGACCCGAGGUGUCGCUGACAAAAGAAGAACGGUUGCAAAAGAAGAACGACGAGUACAAGGCGCGCAAAGCCAUCUUGGAUCAGGAAGAAGCCAUUGCCAAGCUCGUCUUUGCACUCGUCGACACGGACCACAGCGGUACGAUCGACCAGAGGGAAAUGAUGCAAGCACUCGAACUUAACGAACAUGUGCGCGCGUUUGUCCAGCGAUCGCGCGGCCUCCAGCCGCUCUUGACCAACCCGACGUUUGCCAAAGCGUUCAUUGGCAUGGCCACGGACGUGGAGAAGGGCAUGGGCCUCGACGAAUUCAUGUGCUUCUGCACUGAAAUUGCCUCAGUCGCCAUGCUCAACGGAAUGGUGCCCUUGACCUAGACUGACCUUGAAAGAUUGAUAGAUUUGUACUAUUCAUUGUGUGAUUGGG